UGUCAGGGCAAACGAACUUGCUGGAGAAGGAAGGCAUGGGAGGCAGCUCCCGGUUUAAGGAUGAGUUUCCCUUUGAGCAAAGACUUGAGGAAUCGAGGGAGAUUGUAGCCAAAUAUCCCGACCGAGUACCGGUGAUCGUCGAAAGAUAUUCGAAAAGUGACCUUCCUGAACUGGAAAAAAGAAAAUUCCUUGUUCCCCGAGACAUGUCCGUCGGGCAUUUCAUUCAUGUUUUGAGUUGCAGACUCCAUCUUAACCCAGGAAAAGCUCUAUUUGUAUUUGUGAAGAAUACCUUGCCUCAGACUGCUAGCUUGAUGAACUCUGUCUAUGGAUCAUUCAAGGAUGAGGAUGGAUUUCUUUACAUGUAUUAUUCCACAGAGAAAACAUUUGGGUCAGCACAUAAUGUAGAAUGUGCGCCUUAAACUCCUAUAUCGAUCACUGUGUCGUAUAUAUAUUAUCGUUACUCAACAGUUUGCGUAUCGUUUUGCCUUGUCUUUUCAUGUAACAUUGUUCCCAGUUGGCCAGUUUAUAUAUUCCAAUCCUCAGGCGAAUUUAUUAUAUAGUACCUUCGAUUUUAAAUAUAAAAUCUAAUUUUUUAAA
Messenger RNA from Neltuma alba, 597 nucleotides. Its product is annotated as autophagy-related protein 8i. The coding region runs from base 36 to 419 and encodes 127 amino acids. The transcript has 5 exons. The record is from RefSeq and is a predicted model, not a curated record. NCBI's taxonomy places the organism in Eukaryota, Viridiplantae, Streptophyta, Magnoliopsida, Fabales, Fabaceae.